Yamadazyma tenuis ATCC 10573 is the source of this 871-nucleotide messenger RNA. It is a transcript of the gene PEX17, whose product is annotated as Pex17p. The record is from RefSeq and is a predicted model, not a curated record. Lineage: Eukaryota; Fungi; Ascomycota; Pichiomycetes; Serinales; Debaryomycetaceae.
AUAUAUUUCACUGACAGAUCAUGUCAAUCCCAAAAUUAACCAUACCCGAGACAGCGUUCGACCCCAGCAUAUAUACGUCGAGCCAUAGAAGGUCACGUCUUCUUGUAUACUUGCUCCAACUCACCAACUCAUCUGCUAUUUUACUUGUGUUGAUUUAUGUGGUCAGCUACAUUGGAAUUAAGCCUCUCCUUGAGUUGACAUGUUCUCGACGACUCGAGAUGCUCGAUAAAUACCGCCACAAGCUUCGAGACUUGUACUUGCUUCUCGUCAGCAAGGUGGACCAUAUUCCCAUUGUGGGCUUUAAUAGGCAUGGGAAGGUGUUUAGUGAUGCGAUGAUCCAAACCGACGCUUCGUACGCCAGAAGGCUCAAACAAUUAUCACCGGCUGACCAAUUGGAAGAGCUCGAAAAGACCGAUAAGUUAAACCAUCUGAAGCUUUUGAGCAAAUUGCGCAAGCUCAAUGAUGUUUUAUCAGGGUGCACUUCAUAUACCAUUCUGGAGAUGCCCCACUACAAGUCCACCAGGGAAACUGUCAAGCUGUUCCAGCACGAAAUAGACACCAAGAUCUUUGACUACGACGAAUUGUACACGGUGGAAACGAACAGCGAACAUAGAAAAAAGCGCAACUUGGUGGUGGAUACCAAGAAUGAUAUCAGAAGCAUCAAGGGCCUUUUUAUGAGUGGGCAGGCAUAAGUUUCGUAUAUAUGGCCGUCCUAAAAAUGUAUAAUUUCCCUACUGGACUCUAAUAAUUUCUAAUAAUCUCACCGCAAAAACUACCACUGGACCCGGCUAGUUCUUUAAAUCUCUCCGCACAAACUUGUUCUCAGCAAAUAGUUAACAUCACUAGCUUACUCGCCUAGGGUCAAAUGUGU